AUGGGCAAGACGACCAGGAGACCACUGAUGCCGCCGUCAGAGUCAGACUCAUACAACUCCGCGCGUAUCGUCACGUGCCGCCUCUCGAAGGACACCAGCGCACAACUGUACAGCGACAUCGCGACCAUCCUCACUGCGGGUCAAGGUGAAAGUGCAAAGCGUGAUGGGCGGGGUGCUGCAACGAGAGCCGUCUCCGUGACUGGAGCCACCUCGCAGACUCACGGAGCCGUAAUUGCCGUAGCGUAUGACUCCGAGGACAGGCCGUCUGUUGCGACGCAUCCUCCUCCGCCUGGAGGCAAUCGACUCUGCACCCGCGCAAUCAGUCUUUCAGACUUGGACAGAGCAGCCAGCCAUAUCCAGACACCAGACGCUCCAGGCGACCUUCUCGACAACGUUCUUGCCGUCUCGCGCGCACUGUCGCUGCCGAUCGCAGAUUUCAUCCGAUUCAUAGUGCACUGUUGUAUCCCCAAGAUCCUCCAUCGCUACAACGUUGCAGAGAAGUUCUGGACCGCUCCGCUCUCGGCCAUCCUUCAACUUGGCUGGGAACCCCAACCACAAGACGAACUUGGCGACGGCCGCUGGUUCCCCCUCGCUCCCCACUUGGCCGAGGAACUCAGCCUUAUCGAUCCAUGCCCUGUCCGGAUCAGGACGUCGAGAGACGGGCGGGGCGAAGAGGAGUGGUUCUGCGACGCGGCUGCGGCCGCGAGCUGGGUAGAGCUCAUACGGAAGGUCCUCAACCGCACUCGCGAAGAACUCGAGGACGCACGGACGGCGGGCACGGGGGACCAGGUUACCGAGUGGGCGACGUCCCGGGCCGCCAUUCUGCAUGCUCUGCUUUCGAAUACGGGCACCCGCUAUCUCUCCACCGCGCCGUCCCUCUGA
Fomitopsis serialis is the source of this 882-nucleotide messenger RNA. RefSeq lists its product as uncharacterized. The record is from RefSeq and is a predicted model, not a curated record. Lineage: Eukaryota; Fungi; Basidiomycota; Agaricomycetes; Polyporales; Fomitopsidaceae. Bases 1 to 882 code for a protein of 293 amino acids. The transcript is spliced from 3 exons.